This is a messenger RNA of Danaus chrysippus (African queen), 342 nucleotides long. Lineage: Eukaryota; Metazoa; Arthropoda; Insecta; Lepidoptera; Nymphalidae. The record is from the annotation of a GenBank genome assembly.
AUGAAAGUGAUCAUUGUUGCUCUCGCCUUUGUGGCCAUUGUAGCCGCUCUUCCAGUGGACGAGAAGGAACCCCCUAAAAUUCUACGCUCUGAUUUUGAUCAAAAAGCCGAUGGUGGAUACCAUUUCGAUUUCGAAACUGAGAAUGGCAUCAUCCGUGAGGAAAUUGGUGAAGCGAAGGAGACUGUUGAUGAAGAAAACAAACCUCGCGUCGUUGUCGUGGUACGUGGCUCCUACAGUUACAAGGAUGUGGACGGCAAAGUGGAAAAUAUUAACUACUAUGCUGAUGAAAAUGGAUUCCGUGCGGAAGGUGACUCCAUCCCAAAACCCGUCUCCAGGAGAUAA